AUGGCUUUAUUUUGUGUAACAAGUAACUUAAAACGUGCAAGACCUUUUAUGUCGUUACUGAGAUCGAGAUCGAUAAAUACUUCUUCAUCUAGAGAUGUUCAACUCAAGUUGAAGACAGACGCCCAAUCAAUUUUUCAUGCUGCUCUCGGCGCGGUUUCUCCUCAGGAGAUGGUAAAAAAUAACCUUUUGUUUCGUCAGAAUAUUCUGUCCAUCAUGGAUCAUGAAUAUGUUGUCGAUAAAAAUGUCUCCGUGGUUGCGUUUGGGAAAGCUGUGUUAGGAAUGACUAAAGCAGUGGAGGAUGUUCUGGGAGAUCAGAUUGUCCGGGGGGUGGCCAGUAUUCCCGUAGGACUCCCCCACGCCAUUAAGGUAGGUGUAGAUCCACAAAAAUAUAACUUUUUCAGUGUUGGAGCACCAAAUUCUCUUAAUCCUUUACCUCCUACGAGUGAGCAAGACAGAAGUUUUCCUUACUAUAUCAAUAAAAUAUCAAGCAGACAAACGAUAUGCAAUAAGAGGUUUAUCAAUUAGGGACUAUUAAUUGAUCUAAUACAAAAUUCUCCUGCUAACUUUAUAUGAAUUGUAUAGUAGACAGUAAGAAGAAUUAUUUAUAAAAUCUUGGAAGUAAAAAGGGUUUACUGAUUUUAAACAAAAUUUAAUGCAGCUGGAGAGAACAAUUGUAUAUCAAAUCUUUGAUGUUGUUGAAAAUUAUUGAAACGAUAUACAUAUUUGUUACUUCAUACACAGGCUUCUGGCAAUAAAGAACUGAUUGAAAAGUCCACCCUCAGUGAGCUCAGCACAAUAGAAAUCAUUGAAGGAGCAAAGAACAACCUUCCAGAUGAAAUGGCUCAAUAUGCCGCUAGCAGGAUUAAAGAAGUAGCAGAAAACAUGAGCAACCAAGACAUUCUUUUGGUCCUUAUCUCGGGAGGGGGCUCAGCCCUCCUUCCAUAUCCUGUUGAGGGAAUUACACUGGAGGAGAAAUUGAAAACAAUUAAAGUAUUAGCAUCAAGAGGGGCUACUAUUCAUGAGCUUAACACUGUGAGGAAAAACCUAUCUGAUAUCAAAGGAGGAAAGUUGGCCGAAGCAGCCUUCCCUGCAAAGGUCUAUAUAACACUUAGUUUGAUUAAUACAUUCAUAAAUUUUUCUGUCAUGUUCCUCAGAAUGGUAAUUACUUGAUCACUAACACACCAACCACAGACGGAAUCACUGAAUGGCCCAUUAACUGACUGAUUAAUCUAAGCAAUAACUUACUUAAUAAAUCAGGGACUGAGUCACUAAUCAACUGACUCACUAGUGUGCUGAUGCCCUGAUUGAUAGAUUGUAUAUCAAUGCUAACAUUUUUUCUCAAACAGGUGGUGACACUCAUUCUCUCAGAUGUGAUAGGUGAUCCUCUUGACAUCAUUGCCAGUGGUCCAACAGUACCUGAUCCAUCAACUCCAGCUGAUUGCUUAGAAAUAUUCAAGAAACUCAAUGCAGAGGAAGAGAUUCCAGAUGCAGUUAUUCAGUAUCUACAGCAAUCAAAACAGAAAACAGAGAAGCAGGAAAAAGUAGAACUGAAUAAUUUUUCUCAUGUUCAGAAUGUCAUCAUAGGAAGUAAUCGCUUUGCGGUUGAUGCUGCUGUGAAAAAAGCCCUUGUGCUUGGCUAUGCACCUGUGGUGCUGUCCACGAUGUUAAGUGGUGAAGCAAGAGAUGUAGGAAAAAUGUUCUCAGAUGCAGCUAAUUUAGCUUGGAAUGGGCAUCUGUCAAAAAUGUCACCUUAUGGCCAACAUGUAUUGACUAGCAGUAUUGUUAAUGAGAUAUUAACUGCACGUAAUGAGCAAAAGCCAGUUUGCAUCAUUGGUGCCGGAGAAACCACAGUCACACUGAAAGGGAAAGGUAUAGGGGGGCGUAACCAAGAGAUGGCGCUCACAUUAGCAAUAGAUGUUUAUGAAAAUCUAGAACAGUUUUGUAAUGAUGAAAACAAUGGUGGUUUGGUACUACUCAGUGCAGGAACAGAUGGCCAAGAUGGUCCCAACCCAGCUGCAGGAGCAAUGGCAGAUCCAUAUCAAGUAACUGAAGCUAAAGAAGAUGGACUUGAUGCCAAACAGUUCUUGGAAAAUAAUGAUUCUUUUUCCUUUUAUUCAAAAUUUAAAAAUGGAAGGGACCAUGUGGUGACUGGAUUAACGGGAACUAAUGUAAUGGAUAUUCAGAUUUUACUUGUAUCUCCACCUUCAUGACCACAGAAAAAGAGUGGUACAUGAAGUGGUAGAAGACCCAGAGGGUGGGUCUGAGGGCUCUGAAUCCCCACCCUAUCAGACCCAUAGGUUUUUUUACUACAAAUCUGCCAAAAAAAUUCAUACAAGGACAGGAUUGUAUGUUACUUAAUUCUCAACUGAAGAAUUUCAGUUUAUUUGUAUUUAAAUAUUUCUUGACUUAACUGGGCUGUAGUGUAAAUAGAAAUUUCUGUCUUUUUUGAAAUCAAAAGUCAGGUCCCUUCCCUGGAUUCACCCCUGUUCCUUGGUUUUGGUUCCCUCAACUAGCAUGUAAAAUGGUUUACCAUUUAAAGACAGUAGAUAGCAAAUCAAGUUUUCAUUCAAGAUGAAUACUUGGAUUUUUCAAAAAUGCAUUUUGGUGGUAUAAAUUACAAGGUUUGUAUAAAAUCAUGUUCUUAGUAGUUGGGUGUCUGGCGUAUUGAAAUUGAAAUAAGUAUUUUGGAUUAACAAUAAUUUUGUUUCUGAAGAAAAGGCUCAGUAAAAGUUCAGUCAGACAUUGUUUUGUUUUGUUUCUUUAUUUUUAAAAUAUCUGUUUGUUUGAACUGGGGUGUGCUCUAUAGCCCAUUUCUGACCUUUUAAAUACGAACCUCAGCAGUACAUUUAGGAGACAAUUCACAUUAAUCCAUAUUUAUUCAUUUUUAAGCCCUAAUUAAAUGCCAGAGAUAUUGCUUUAGUUUUCAUUUGGUGCAGGAAACGAAAACUCGUCUGAAGUGGACAGUUUGGGAAAACCUUCUGAGAUGUUCCGCUAUCCUCUCGUUGAAGUCCAUUCCAACAUUAUAUAAGUACGAUCUCUCAUAUGUCACGUUUCCAAAUUUGGAAGAUGACGCGCUUUCGAAAAUACCUCGGGACCUCGGUAACCGAACGACGCUGUUGAUUAUUGAUUCGAAGAAGAAAGAAAUUUGAAUCGGCCCAUAGUUCGCUGAGUAAUCGGUGCUUGAAAGGACAACCUGGAAAGAAAUCGGUGAUGGAUGUGUAAUCGAUUUGCAAGAAAUUCUGAAGAAAGCGUUAUUGGUAGCUGAUGAGCUUAUCAGUAAGUUAGAAUUUUUGAUGAACAGUGAAGAGGGCUCGGAUCGAACAGCUUUGUUCGAGCCGUUGAUAUUUUGUAAAUGAUAGGGCACUGAUUCUGCAAGUGCAGCCAGAAAAAUAUGUUUGCAAAAGGUACAGUCUUCCCAGAGCUUCAAUCAAGCUUUCCAUUUUUUAUUUUCCUGCAUAGCGACUACGUGUUAUGAAUAAUUUUAGCCUCACUUAGCGAUAAACGGCUUCGAUCGGCUAGCGCACUUUAUUAAAGUUUAUUUAGCCCAUAUUGUGUAGAUUGCAGAGUGCGAAUUCAUUCAAGUAAUUGGAAACAGUUGCCAAUAUCUACGUCUGGUAUCAAAACACAGGCUAUCUUCUUUAGAUUCUAAACCAGACUCAUGAAGAAAUCGUAAUAACUCUGAUGUAUCAAUGCCGAUAAAUUUCACAAGGAAAUAUUUCAAACGAAAAAAACUGCCGUUACGGCCUUUGUUUUCAUCUUUUGUAUUUGUAACCAUGAAAACAAGGAAACGAAAUCCGACCCUUGUAAUGACACGUUUCUACAUCGGUGUCUUCCACCAGAUUAACUUUUUCAUCUCACAGUAUUUUUAUCGCUUGGCAGUGUUUGGAACAUUGAUAGAUUCUUAUACAGCAUAAUUCCGUUUAAAUUGAAAACCGCAACAGGUUUGGUCGGUACACCAUUCAUGAUGAUUUCAUUUAAACAUCUGACUUCAUCAUCAAAAAUGAUAUUUUCAAUCCCUCAAACAUAUCUACAUUCCAAAUUAUCCGUUUGACCUGAGAUAACAAGGAGAAACCAAAUGGUAAUUCAGAUUACCACAGGAGUGCUUACCUUCUGUUUUAAAAGCGGCCGUGUUCUGUUCACAUUGUAUUUGUAUUCCAACCUUGCGUGUUGAUAAUUUUCUCUUACUUUUAUUUCAGCCACUUUUCAAUCAUGGUGAUCUUAUCAAGAAGGCAAGAGUGGAUCAGCUAAAAAAAUUAUUACCCUGGUGUGCAUUAAGCAAAAAAAAGAGAUAAAAGAUGGAUAAAACAGCAUCUUUGUAUUGUCUACCAAUUGAAAGGACGUCUGCAUCGUCCUGUUGGACGAUCCCUCGAUGUUGUUGUAACUGCCCACAGAUGUCUGGAAAUUCAAAUCCACGUGAACAAAACUGCAACAAAAACUUUCUGAAGUGUACUCCUUGGAGAAAAAAAUCACUUAUAAGAUCUACUUCAAGAUGGACUUUUCUGGAAUUAAUUUCGUGUUUGCUAAGACUUUUACUGCUAUUUUGGAGCCUAUCAAACACUGUUGGCAGUGUUUUCAGUGGAAUUAUAUCUGAAAAGGGUAUACCAAGGCUUAGACUGUGGUGGAUAUUACUGAUUGCCAGUUUGUUUGGCACAAUUUUGUUACCAGUUGUAUCAAGUCAAGAAAGUGUACAACCUAAACCAUCUGUGAAAAGCAAAGUGCUGCCUAAUGCGGUUGUCUAUGUUGGAUCUGUAUUUAGUUACAAUAUUUCAGAGGAUGUAUUCGAUUGUAAUGUGAACAGCAUUGUGGUAAGUUGCACCUAAAGUAUACAGAGUUGGUGAAUGUAGCUUAUAUUGCCGCAUUCCUUAAUGUUUUGUUACCCAAAGCCAAGACACCACACCCCAUUGGUAGGAAAAUUGCCCCAUAGUGUUUCCAUGUCGCCCCAUACUACAUGUAGAUUGGCUCAAUUUCAUCAUUAGUCAUGACAAUGUUUACAUUCCCAAUGGGAAUGCUAAGUAGAGUACUGCAUUUACAUAAACAUAAUGUGAAUGUGGUCCUGGACUGAGAAUCCUGGUAAAAGAAUAGCCACAACUUUUUCAACCUGCAAAUUAAUUUUCUAGCCUGUGGAUGCAAGGAACCUUUGAUUGUGUUUUUGAAUAAUCCUUUUAUUUUUGCAGGUUUCAGAAACAGCAGAUAGAUUUCUCUCACACUGGCUGUCAUAUAGCAGCAACAAGAAACAACUAUAUGGUGUUCCCUCAGAUAAAGAUAAGGGAACUUACAACAUCCUAGUUGUAGCUUUGACAAAGGACACUUCACUGGGCGGCCAUGUUUGUGGGUCACAGUCAUUUUCCAUUGUUGUUAUGUCUAUAAGUGAACAACUGCCAGUAUCAGUUCAUCUCAGCACUACAGGCUUUAGCAGCAAUGAUCACAAACCUGCCCUUGGUUUGUCAUGUCCUCCUGGAACACAGGCAAUCCUGGGAACAGUGGUGUUGAACAUGGACAUACAAAGCCUUAAUGGGCAUCAGCGCAUGAUGUUAGUGGUUAAAAUGGCUGACCAUCUCAGUGUGGACUCUAGCAAAUUAGGCUUCUUCUCAGGUGAGAUUUCCAACCCAAUAACACAACAACUAGACAAUCCCACUGUUAUAGCAGCUGGUGUGGGAGACGGUAGAUUUGCCAAAGGCAUAAGGAGUUUCAUAACCUGGAACAUGGCAUGUGGUGCAUUAAAGCUGACAGAUGUAGGUUUUUCAAAACUUGAAACUGCUGCUCAAGAUGGAACCAUUAGCACACUAAUGGGUGCCCCAGUGGUGGGGUGGCAUGUCUUGUCUGGAACUCAAAAAGACAUGGUACGACGCAGAGUUCGAAGACAAGCACAGGGGAUUAUUGCUAUUACUCCUACGCCCUCUGCAUCUGGUACCCCACCCUCCAGAUUGUCAAAUAUGUCCACUUUGGUCAUUGUCUCAAAAACUGUUUCUUUAACAUCUGCAAGCCAGAAUUCCACAGCUUUACUUCCAAGUGUUACACCAAACAGAACUGUUACCAAAACCACAAGUGUUAACAUCAACUCAACAUUGUUCAGUCACUUAACAAUGAAAAGUAGUCAGUCUUCUACCACUGGCUUUAAUUUGACAGUGUCAAGCCUGCUAGUAAACAAAAGUAUGUCAUCAUCCUCCAGCAUACGCCUCAACUUGACAGAAUCAAGUCAGCCACCAAACAAAACUGCUUUUGCAUCAUUUAGUCUAAUUUCCACAUCUUCUAGUGUUAGCAUCUAUCCAACAACUUCAAUUCAGUUACCAAACAGGACUAUUUUCCCAUCUUAUAGUGUGAGCAUCAAUUUAACAACUUCAAGUAUUUUGCCAAACAGAACUAUAAUCCUAUCUCCAAGUGUAAGUGUUAGCUUGACAACAUCAAGUCAGUUACUCAGUGCCACAGUAUUCAAGUCUUCAAGUGCUGUCAAUAUAAACACCAGCAUAACAAGUAUCUUAACCUCUUCAAAGCUUCUGUUGACAGUGAACAGUUCUUCUGCAUCACGUCCAACAAACAUCAUUUCUGCCAAUAGAACAAUAACUAUAUCAGAGAGUCAUACCCCAUCUCUGAAUUCAACAUUUGUCACUAGAACAGCAUUGACCAAAGUGCCUUCCCUGUCUUUUACACUUAGUGCUUCUUCACCCAACAAAUCAACCAUUGUAUCAUCACAGAAUAGAUCAAUCUUGAGUUCGCUGACAAUGAUAACACUGAAUACAAGUCAAGCUGUAAUUUCCUCAACUACAGUUCCUUCCGUAUCCCAAGGAAACAUUUCCAUAGCAGUGAGAGCAUCUUCACUGACUGCAUCUUUCAACAGAAGCAUUCUAGUCACAUCUGUUAGUAUUUCAUCAAGUUUUCCAUCAGUUCUUACUACGCUUCAGUCAACUUUUCCAGCAACAUCCACAGCAAAGUUAAAUUCUUCAAUUCCAAAUGUGUCUUCAUCAAUGUUAAUCACUCAAGCAACUGCAUCAGUGACUGUAGUUCCAAGUAGCUUUAUGCCUGUUGCUAACACAUCACUGCUUAUCACAAGUGCAGCCAGUCACACAAGUUUAUCCACUGUGAUAUCCACUACCAGCUCAAAUCUUUCAUCCAUCACAUCAAACAGUACUUUCUUGGCUUCUUCAUCAAGUUUAAUUUUGCUUCCUCCAAAUACAACUUUGGUUGAAAAUUUAACAUCGUCUGCUAAGACAAGUUCCUUUGUAACAAGCAGCAUGGUAAUCUUGCCAUCAACUCCUCAACCAGGAAACUCAACUGAAUCAAAGGCAAUUUCACCAAUGCCAACAUCAUCUUUGUUUACAAGCCUCGUUUCAUCAACAAUGAACAACACUGAGAUAUCAUUGGUCAAAACAAGUUCACUGGUCCCAUCAUUGUCAAGCACAUCUUCAGUGAUGUUGUCCAGUUCUGCAACACAGAUGUCAAGUCCUUCCAUGUUGCUUCUGAGUUCUACAAUAGUCAACCAGACAUCUGGGGUACAAAUCUUCUCAAGCAGUACCUUGCAGCCCAAUCUCACUUCCUCAAAAACUGCUGUUCUGCCAUCAUCGAUGUCUUCACCUAUUGUAACAAAUGCAAGGUGAGAAACAAGAACUGUUCAAUUACAAGCACAAGUAGAUGUUGAUAAUGAGUUGUCGGAAGAGAUAAUGCAAUUUUUAAAUAAGUGUCAAAAAUAAUUUGGGAUUACUUUGGUUUUGCCUUACUUCACCUGAGAUUGGUCCCAAAAACUUGUCCUUCUUUCAAACCAAUCGGAUUCAAAAAUAAGACCAAUAGCUACCUGGUCAUUCAGGUUUUCAUCCACUUCAGACAGAUUGCUUUUUUUCAGUCUGAAUUCUCAUUGUUUUUUUUUCUUUUGUGGUAUUUUCCUUUGUUCUGAUUGGCUUUUGAGAUCUAAGUGGGCUCUAUUAAACAUAGCUAAGAGUAAGCAAUUAAGACUUUUGGCCAAUAACAAGUCUGACAAUGUUCUCUGGGGAAAGUUAUUCGUUAGAUCCAGUUAAAUUUAUGAGAAUCCUUACAUGUACAUUCGCCAAACUAGUUGUUCUUGCUUAUAUCUAUAAUUGUCUGUUUGUUUUCACUGAAUUUAUUGUGUUUCAUCUUGAUUUUCAGUGAGGUGACAUCUGUGAAUGCAACUACCAGUAAGUCAACCUUGAAUUUGUUUGAUAUAAAAAAAAAAAAUUGGUGAUUAUCAAUAAAUUAUUUCUUAAGUGCACUCUAAACAUUUCAUCGUCAAUCCUCAAACGCCUUCACCAACUAUUCUGUAGUUAACCAGAUCCUUCAAGGUUUCCCUUAUCUGUUUGGAAUUUUUCGCAUCAUAUACAUAGCAAAACGUUUCAAAUUACACGAAUUGAAAUAUUUUUGAUAACCUCCUUGACAUCUUAGAACCAUAAAGAAAAGAGAUAAUUUUGUACUUGUGAUGCCAAAUUAAGAGAGUACGGAAUUUUACAAGAAGAUUUGUACUUAUUUGAUGUAAUUUCUGAGAGGGCAAGGGUACUCCUAUAGGAAUCAACAACUUUUCUGUAAUUAGUAGCCAUCACUCAGAAAACAGUGCAAAGACAUGUACUCUGUGUACACAUGCAGUAACCUCUAACAAACACGCCUAGGGCAACGGUCUCAGGAACAGAAAACUCUUUUCUUUAACACGCUAUAAUUUUUGGAAUAUUUCCACCUGUUUGUUUUGUUUUGGUUUUUUUUUUCAAGCUAGUUUAACUCCAACUAACUUGAUAUAUUCAUAAAGCAAAAAUACUAACUUUCCUCACAACUUUUCAGCCGACUUUUGCCCUUAUCUUCUUUGAUCGAAAUUCUUCAAAACUUUUCAUCUUUCUACUCAUUUUCCUCUAACAAGUUUUUUUCCAAGUUGCUGAUCUAUCCUGUAACAUCACGCAAUCAGCAGUGCGCCGAGCUCCAGAGUAUGCUGCAUGAAAAACUACAUGAAGUGUCUGCAUGCUCCUUCCUCGAAUAAAGUAUGGUAACUUUGACUGCAUGGAAAAAACGAAUGGAAUUCUCAUAAUGUCGUAUUUUGUUCCUAAUCCAUAUUUUCAUUUCAAAAUUGACCUCCACAGCCAAGAGGACUGCAUUGGUGAAUUCAACAUUUAAAAUCAAUAGGUCAUCGUUUAUCGCCGUAACUACGUCGGCGUUUCCGUUAACAAGGACGAGUGGUACCCGAAGUUUUCCGAGCACCUUCGUCGCUAAUCGAAGUGUUGUCUCUACCAUCACUUCGAAAGGAUUUCAAAAAUCGAGUGUUAACAUUUCGUUCAGUCCAAAAAUCACAACAACAGCGUUCGUAUUUAGCACAAUUUCACCAUUGAGUACUUCUCAGUUUACCAGCAUGUUUUCAAGCAUUGAUCUGAGACCUAACUUAACUAGAAUUACAGACUCGUCGUUUUUCUCAAUGUCUGUAAAACUGACUACAAGCUCUGAAGUUCCUGUGAAUUCCACGAUUGCUUCAAGUACUAAAGGAAGUCCUACAACGGUAUCAAGUGCUGUCACCAAAUCUGUGGACUCAACUCUCUCAGCGAGAAGAACGACUUCAUCGGCAAAGUCUGUUGUUACCAGCUCAAGUGGACAUUUUAACGUUAACUCCUCGUUGAUGCCGUCAGUGCUCUCCAGUGGCAAACCGAUUGUUGGAUCGUCUUCCACGUUGAUGGCAAAUUUAAGCAGUUCAGUUCCUGUGUUGGAGUCAAGUACCGCAUUUUCUGUUGUUUUUACCCCUGCAGACACCUCUGUAAUGAAUUUAUCUACAACAGAGAUGUCAACUACCCAAAUCAGCCCUACAACUCUGUCGUCCAUACCCACUUCAAGUUCAGCAUCCUCACUUUUAAAUCCACAAGACCAGACAACUUUGCUUAGCAAAAGUGAUGUUAGUGAGUCCAGCAGAAUCGUGCAAAAUUCGACGACGUUGUUCGGCGCAAGCAGAACUGUUUCGAUGAAUUUCAGUUCUCUUUCGUCGACCUCUUCAUUAAGAAAAUCAACUACUGGAAUUGACAGCACAAUGUCACGAAUGUCCUCUGCCAUAAGUGUGGUAACCUCUACUGUGGUGUCACUACCCUCAAUCACAGUCAUUCCAACUUCUGUCACAGUCCCACCAACAUUUGUCACAGAAAUACUACCUUCAACUACAGUCAUACCAACUUCUGCAACUGCGAUACCAACCUCCGUUACAGAUACUUUGAUUCUUUCCACGCACGUUACUCGCGGCACGCGUGUAGUGAACUCCAGCAGCAGACUUGACAGUGUUUUCAGCAGGACACCCAGCUCUGUCCAGACGAGUACCGCAGUCACACCCACGCCGGUGUACAGGACAACCAGCAUCUUGGAGACCAGUGGUAAGAUACCAAUGAGUUUACGAAUUGCACGUUCGCACCACGUUAAAUUCAUCGAGCACUGCACUCAAUCACGCGUUAAGUUUAUUCGUCAUCUGAAUCACAUCCUUUGUCUAUCCAUAUACGUCCACUGAGCCUUGACACCAUUCCUUUCAAAUCUCUGUAUUUCCUCUCUCUCCUCACGGCUUAAAUCUCUUUUUGAUGUUGGUUUGCUCAAUAUCCACCUCUAUCACGAGGCGUACAUUCGAACACAAACCUUGACUCACUCUUUACUGUCAACAGGUCUUCGCUUUUUCCUUAAUUUUUUCUCACGUCAUUCUCUUUGUGAUUCGUUUCUCGUACGUUUUGUUGUUUCAUUGAAAUAUUCUUAUCCACUAAUCGCAUCAAACGCCACUGUAUUGCUUGGCCGAUGAACUUAAGAGAGCUGUGAUGAGUUCUCCGGGCGCUUACCGGCCAGAGCAAUUCAAUUCAAGUCACCAAAUGUUUCUUGCGUGACACUUUGUAAUGUUACCUUGUUUCCUCUCCAAGGUUCACCCUCUUUCGCGUCACACAAUACAACGAAAAAGACUCUGAGAAGCACUGAAGUGAUAGUGAACUCGUCCUCUACACCCAGUUACUCAAUGGUUGGAUCUCGAAUGACCACUACUAAGUUUUCAUCAGCACAAAUUAACAGCACUACUGUCACGCAAGUUAAUCUGACAGCUGUUACACAUAGUUAUGUGACACCUGUCACGCAGAGUAAUGCUACAUCUGUCACGCGAUUCAGCACUCUUCAGAGUAGCACAUUUGUAGUCACACCUUCCAAGUUCAUUGGAUCGUCGAUAAAAUCUAGAAUUACUUUCUCAGACACAGUGAAAACUUCAUCUAUCACGCAAAUGACUACUUUAAAGUUGAUUCAGACCAGUAAAACUAGCACUCGAACGCCGGUCAUCACUGAUUCAGGGAUCAGAAUCACGCAAUCGACCGUGGAAAUAGCAACAUCUUCAAGGAUUCCAACAUUUUCGUCAUCAAGGUUCGAAUCGAUGGCAAAGAAAAGUAUUGUGACCGAUAGUGCCGCGUCACGGAUAGUCAGUAGCGUGAUAUCUCUCAUGACAUCAGGUGUGACACUUGAUCGAACGACCUCUGUUACUAUGCAAACAGAGUUCGCUGUCGAGACACUUAUUUCAAAAUCAUCGUCAGGAACUCAGAAAAUGUCGUCGGCGAGGUCGACAGUUAACGUGACAAAAUCCUUGGAUCAGAGCUUUGUGCCACCUUCACGAAGUAUGACCUCAUCUACCUUACGGUCGUCGGUUUUAAGGGGUCUAACAGCCUCUAUAUCUACAAGUAUUUUAACAUCAAGCACCAAAUUCUUGACAGUUGUGACCAAAUCAACCAAAUUAGCAGCCACAUCAUCAUCAUUAUCAUCAUCAUCAUCAUCAACUACUACCACAGAGAAAGGUGCUCUUACAUCAAAGCCCAGCUUAGUUGCUGAGACAAGUACUCCGCACAGAUCUUUUACACUAACGACACUCAAAACAGUAUCCUCGCCAUCCUCUUUAUUAGAUAAAUCUUCCGUUGGAAGCCGCAUUCCGGCUCUCUCGCCUACAGCGGCUUCUUUCUCUUCACGUAAGUCUGGUACAGACAACUCUUCCAUGAGCUUUUCCUCUUUUGUCUCUGUGAAAUUUCUAAUCUCAUACGAGACCUUAGUCAGUACUACCUCGUUUUCAUUAUCGCGUGCACCUACCUCAUUUCGCGAAAAUUUUUCCACUGUUGGUAAUUCACAAAACCUCCGCUCGGAUUCUCUUGUCACCCAAUAUCUUUCCACCCCCAUUAACACUAACAACAUAAUCGACACCCCAAAAAAAAAGUUCCGGAAGUUUUCAUACUAGCAUCUCCCAAACUGUGGUUUUAGCUACAAUCCCCCUGUCCUCAAAGCUAGUUCCUAAUAGUGCAGUAAUUUUCCCUCGUUCUUCUAACCAUUCUGGCUUUUCUUUUCAUUUUUCUUCCAUUUUAGGUCCGCUUCCAAGUAGCUCAUCUCUGUCUCCAUCCAACUCGACCCAGACUGCAACACUGCCAGGCACAACUCGGACAAUUAGCGUGUCACCAUCGUCAACCUCUGUUGUCGUACCAACCACUGCCCCGCCCAAUUCACCCCCCGAGGUUAUCAACAACUUGGGCCGGGUGAUAGCCCCCGCAGGUGUGGCAUUACAUUAUACCAUACCCGAAGAUACUUUUUAUGAUCGGGAGGACGGCGCCGACACGCGUAACCUGUCGCUUUCGAUGAAACUUGCGAACGGUUCAUCGAUCCCGGAGGACUUUUGGUUGCAGUUUGACAGUGAGAGCCAGACUAUUGACGGAUUACCGCUAGACACGCAUGUACCUGAUGGGAUAAUGGGUCAGGUGCUGGUAGUGUAUGCUCAAGAUAGCCGCGGCGCUGAAGCCUUGGACGCCUUUGAGGUUUUGGUUGUUCCAUCGGAAAAUCCAGUUGUGCAAGAGUUAAACAUCAGAAUUACAAACGAGUUUGUCGAGUUUAGCCGCAACGUAGCUCAGAGGCUUUUACUGUUGAAAAAGAUCGCAUCAUAUUAUGAGGAUGCGGAUGAAUCAAACAUAAGAGUGUUGAGUUUCAAAGCGGGGUCAGUGAUAAUGUCAUGGACGAAUGACUCGUUACCGACAGAGAGAUGCGACGAGGAAAAAUUACAGUACGUUGCGAAUAAGAUACUACUUUCCAAUGGCGAAGUAAGGACGGAAUUUAGGGAGGCUUUAAAAGGCUUUCCAGUUGUGAGUGCGAAUGAGGAACGAAUGGGAGUUUGUAACGGAUCUUACCCCGUCAUAACUAAUGCACCAAUCGACGCAGGCGCACGAACGUCUAGUGAAGAGGGUGACUUGUGGUACAAGCACGUUCUCGUUGGUGUGCUCAUCGUCCUUAUUUUAAUUGUCCUGGCCGUGCUACUGAUCUGGUACUGUAGGAGACGGAGACCAAAACCUUCUAACGAGAAGCGUACCUUUAAGAAACGCAAGCCCAUCAUUCUGGAACCGGAGAUUGAGUUAAAACCAAUUCCUGGGAAACCACUUGUUCUACCGGAUGAUUCCCCGAGUUUCCCGCCAUCAUAUAUUUCGGAAACCUCGCUUGAUAAGCCUGUUUCUUCCGAUGAAGAUGACGAAGAGGAUUAUGGGAAAGGUAGCCCUAGUGUUAGGUACGAGCCUCCCCCGCCUUUUUAUGGAGUCCUCGAUGACGAAGAUCCUCGGAACACUCCUCCGCCGGCCUACCAGCUACCGCCAAUGUUUUGAAGAUUUUAGUUGCCACAUGACACGAGUAAACUAGCGUUUUUUUCAGCAGACUUCUGAAACUAGGCACAAACUUUUGCAGCUAAUGUGCUCUCGUAUCUUGUCCUGCCUGCUCUCUAGAACAGAAAAAGGCGCAAAACUACUUCUCUGAGGUACUUCGAAAUAAGGCGGUUUACGGGUCAAAUCUCAAACGUUUGUUGCAGUUAAAGCUGAAUUUAGCGUGGGAAAAAGGACAUCUUAAUUUUUACUUUAAGGACAACUAUUUUUAAGUUCAAUAACUUAUGAUUUAAAUGUUCAACGAGAGUUCAGUUUUACAUAAAUUUAGGAGAAUUUCUGAGAUCUUUUUUACAAUUGUAAAUUUAUCGUCGAUCCAAAUUUUAUGUUUUCGAAACUUUUAGUCACGACCAGGAUGUUGAAGAUACUAAUCGGUAUUCAAACUGAUACUUCAGUGAAAAAAUGCCAAGUUACUUCCUUGCUGAGAAUGAAAAUGAGAUGAACCAUGGGCAGUGAAUGUUUUAUUUUGGUAUUUGAACAUUUCAACAAGAACGAAUCUGAAAG
Molecule: messenger RNA, 14150 nt
Organism: Pocillopora meandrina
Lineage: Eukaryota; Metazoa; Cnidaria; Anthozoa; Scleractinia; Pocilloporidae
Source: the annotation of a GenBank genome assembly